AUGACGAUGAUGAUCAAAUAUAAAUAUAAAUUAUUAUUAAAUAUAUUGAUCAAUAUUUUAAUUUACUCUUCUACUUUUAUUACAAUUGUACAAUCACAAGUAACUAGUACUUCACAAUGGACAAGUGGUAACAAUCACGUCUAUCAAUACUUUUCAACAACUAGACCUUAUUCCAGUGCAAUCAAUGUUUGUACAGUACUAAGAUAUAAUGGUCUUCCAGGAUAUUUAGCAACAAUAACAACAAAAGAAGAAGAAGAUUUUAUAUUAGAUUCAUUACAAUUGAGAAAUGUAUCAAUCUAUAUAAGUUCAGAGAAAACAUCUGCUGAUGGUAAUUGGAAGUUUGCAACUGGUGCUGAAAAGGGUGCAUUGAUAUACUCUGGCAAUUAUGACAAAUGUGGUUAUUAUUGCAACUUGCCCGACAACUUUAAAGCGGGUCUAAACGAUCCACAAGCCCUCUUUCUCUAUUAUGACGGUAUAGAACAAAAGUGGAGAACAGGUACCAUCAGUCAAGAGUAUACCUUUGUUUGCGAGUUUGGUGGAUCUUCUGAUGUCGUCGUACAUGCCAUGCCUGCUAUUGGAGGAAGAGCAACUCUUUUAAAUUAUAAUACUGCUAGUCAGUUUAUACUAGAAGAUACUAUAGUCUCACUAGAACAAAUAGAUACAAAAACUUGGCAACCAUUAAAAGAUCGAUCAAUUAAAUAUUGUACAGACGUUAGAAAUGAUGGUGGUGCGUCUGGAUACAGUUGUUUGAUGCCAAGUGGUACUGGUAAAUAUAGAUUAAAUGUUACUGAUGGUAUUUCCACCACUAGUUCAUUCUAUCAAUAUUGGAACCCUACUGUAUUGGUCAGUAGACCACCUGUCACCUUUACACAAGGUUCUGUAAUCACCAUUUCUGGAACAGACUUUGGAUUCAAUGCAUCAGACAUUCAAGUUUGGUUGGGUCCCUCCGGUCAACAAUCUCAAUGUACUUCGAUUGCAUUUAUCAAUAAUAAUGCAAUCAAUUGUACCAUUCAACAACCUAUUCAACAAUCAUUUUUACCAAUCAAUCUAACCAUUAAUACUAUUGAAAUUAUUUCUUUUAGAUCUUCAGUUUAUUAUAAUAAUAAUAAUUAUAGUUAUUCAUGUUUUGAUGUUGGUAGUUUAUUUGGAGAUCAAGGAACCAUUGGAAAUGGUAAAAUAUUAGAAGGAAUGGUAUCUACAAUGGGAGUUGUAAAGGAUCAAGGACAAGCUGAUUUUUUAAAGUCUGUUUGUUAUGGAAACCUUCAACCCUAUUUAAAUGUUUUGUAUAAUUCACAAACAAACAUUGUCUAUGCAUUUGGUCCAAAGGCGGGACAAUCAACACAACUUUACAAGAGUAACACCAUUCCUACGAGUAUCCCAUCGACCAAUCGUAUAUACUAUAGUAUUAGAAAUCAAGUGGUUGAUUAUGAACCACCAACAUCUCCUCGUCCCAUUUUAAUAGAGAGUUGGUGGGAUGACACUAAACCACAAGUCAGUGGUAAUUAUAAUUUCCAGGGUCUAUCAACCUUGCAAAAUAUUACCAUCGCCGUUAAAAACCCAGGUAUCGUCACGAGUAAUGUAUCAUUGGUUUUUAAUGGUCAAUCUUUUAGAGCCUAUUAUAUCGAUUAUUUUACUCAAUUGGCUUAUUUUACAUUGGAUUAUAUUGGAGGUGUUUAUAAUGCCAAGAUCCAAAUCGAUUCAAAGCCAACCACCGAUGCAUCGACCAUUUCCAUUAAUUUUUCUCCACCACAACUCGUUCACAUUACCUCGCCCACCACCACUGGAGAUGGAUUCACCAUCUAUGGUAAGAAUUUUGGUUCAUUCCUCAACCAAAUCACCUACACCAUUGAUAAUACGCUGUCUUGUACACAACCACAAUUCAUUCAAGCACAUCAAUCAAUCGUUUGUAAAGCACCAGCCGGUUACGGUAGUCAGUUGCAUUCACUGCGUUUGGUGACUGGUGGAAAACCUUCACAAUGGUUACCAUUUACCUAUCAAAUACCAACCAUCUCGUCCAUCUCUAGUUUGGGUGUUAGUGGAGGUAACUUUACGAUUAGUGGAACCAACUUUUUCAAUGAUCCAUCCAUUGUCAAUGUUAUGGUUGGUCCAUACCCAUGUACAAAUAUUACAUUUAUCACUGAUCACACUCAAUUGGUAUGUCUUUUGGCUCCUGGUUUUGGUACACACAAGGUUAUAGUUAGUAUUGGUGACCAAACCAAUGACACUCCUACAUGGUUUACAUUUAUAAAACCAAUUGUAUCGAGUGCAACAUCACUCAAAUUUAGACAACCUGGUUAUGUAACAGUUAGAGGUGAUAAUUUUGAAGAUGCCAAUAUACAAGUAUUUUUUGGUGGAUUGAAUGGAUUCUUUCCAAGCGUCAAUGCAUCAUUUAUCGACAAGAAUACAAUCAUUGCUUAUUACAAUUCAGAUGUAUUGCCAGGUAUUAGAUCAUCCCUAUUUGUCAAUGUUUCAAUCAAUCAGGCUGUUGGUGGUGCAGAAGUCUAUCUUUACGAAUACUCUAGAGAUUGUCCAAAUGGAUGCAGUGAACAAGGUAUCUGUGUCGAUGCUCAUUGUAUAUGUAACCCAGGUUAUAUUUUGGGUGAUUGUUCCCAACUUGGAAAUGCAUCUCAAGAAACAACAACUUUUGAAACUGGUCAACCCUCCAACAUUCUAUUUGACAUGUCCUAUAAUGAACCAACUGUCACUUUUCUUUCAUCCAUUUGGCGUAUUCAAGAAUUUGAUCCAAUCACAAAUAAUACUCUAAAUAAUUAUACAUUAUCAAAUAAUAGACAAGAUUGGAUAAAACUAAAUAAUAUUAAUAAUAAUAAUAAUAAUAAUUCAUCAGAAACUUGGUCAACUAUAAUAUUUCCAUUAACCAAUACAUCAGUUGUAAUUGAUUUAAUAUUUAACGGUGAUGAUAUAGGUGAUAGUCAAUAUUUCUAUGGAGAAGAAUUUGAAAUAUUAAAUAGAUCGGUUAGUUAUUUGGUAACAGUAAACAAUUGGAAAUUUGAAUCACCAAACAAUCUUUUGGAAAUUAUAUUUGCAACGGUUACGAAUCUAGAGACUGAAACAGAUUGUGAUUCAACUCAACCAACUGUAAUGGAAUCAAACUUUAAUGAAUACCAAAUCAAGACUAGACAUUCUGCACUACAUUGUGUAUUUACAAAUAGACUAGUCAAUGAAAAGCGUGUGCAAUAUACUCAAACAUUGGAUCCAACCAUCCAACGUCCUUCUCUAUUGGAACAAGCCAAAGAAUCGUACGAAAUAGAUCAGUCGACUCAAAUCAUCUAUUUAUACUCUGUCCUAUUACCAUCAUUUGAUUCAUUCACCAUUGUUGAAAAUCAAUAUCAAGCCUCUGCCAUCAUCGAUCAAGAUAGUGUUGAAUGUCCCAAAUCGAAAAAGUGGGUCAUCCCAGUCGCCGUGGUUUGUUCCAUCGUUGGUGCUGCUCUCAUUGGUAUUGCCAUUUGGUUAACCAUUCGUAAAUUAAAACAAAUGGAAGCUGAAAAGAAAGAAGGUAUUAGAUUAGCUAAUCUUUAUCGUUAA
This is a messenger RNA of Cavenderia fasciculata, 3543 nucleotides long. RefSeq names its product IPT/TIG domain-containing protein. The record is from RefSeq and is a predicted model, not a curated record. Lineage: Eukaryota; Evosea; Eumycetozoa; Acytosteliales; Cavenderiaceae. The coding region runs from base 1 to 3543 and encodes 1180 amino acids. The transcript has 3 exons.